GGGCGGGAAGGAAAUCUGUGUUUCACUGGUUCUGUAUACGUGAGGGCAUGCGGAAUAAGUAGCAAUUACGAGACCAGAAGCAGCGUACAAGUAAACUCGGUGUUCCUCUUGCUUAGGCAGAGAGAUCCAGCAUGCCACCUCAAAGGCUUUUCGCUUUACCAAGACAGGAAUCCUUGGUUCUUCCGGCCGUACUGAAUCCCUUUUUACACGAACUGCACCUGACGGCGGGGGAGACGUUUAAACUUGUGCUUCUUGGUCUGGUUCUGGUUCCAGUCCGUGUGCUAUGCAUGGUUGUGCUUCUUUUAUUGGCCUGGCCAUUUGCUGCCUUUGCUACACUACGGCUACCCACAAAACUUUCUGCUGAGCCCAUGAAAGGCUGGAGGAGGUGCCUAAGUUAUGUAGCAGUUAGCGUUGCAGGUCGCAUCUUUUUCUACAUCAUGGGUUUCCGGAUCAUCAUAAAAGGCACUAGAGUAAGCAGUAAAGAGGCUCCUAUUCUUGCUGUUGCACCACAUUCUAGUUUUUUUGAUGGAAUUGUAUGUGUCAUUGCUGGCCUGCCCUCCACAGUGUCUCGGUCAGAAAAUUUACAAACACCCGUGUUUGGAAGAUUUCUUCGGUGUCUGCAGCCUGUGCUAGUUUCUCGUGUAGAUCCAGAUUCCCAAAACACAAUAUUAGAGAUUGAAAGAAGGGCUACAUCUGCUGGGAAAUGGUCACAGGUGCUGAUUUUUCCAGAAGGCACCUGCACAAAUCGUUCCUGUCUAAUUACUUUUAAGCAAGGUGCCUUCAUUCCUGGAGUUCCAGUUCAGCCAGUCGUACUCCGUUAUCCGAACUCAGUUGAUACAGUAACCUGGACAUGGCAAGGUUAUAAAGCGAGAACACUUUUGUUACUGACUCUCUGUCAACUAUAUACCAAAGUAGAGAUUGAAUUUCUUCAACCACACGUUCCAAGUGAAGAAGAGAAAAGUGACCCCAGCCUUUUUGCAAGUAGAGUCAGGAGCAUAAUGGCUACGUCUCUUGCAUUACCAGUGACCGAUCACACUUAUGAAGACUGCAGACUUAUGAUAUCAGCAGGGGAGCUAACUUUGCCAAUGGAAGCAGGUUUGGUGGAGUUCACCAAAAUCAGCAGGAAGCUCAAUCUUAAAUGGGAUAAUAUCAAGAAAGAAUUAGAAGGUUUUGCCAAUGUUGCAAAUUCAGCCAAAGGAGGAAGAAUUGGGAUUGAAGAAUUUUCCAAAUUCCUUAAACUGCCCAUCAGCCCAGUCCUACAAGAGUUAUUCGCCCUCUUUGACAGGAAUGGAGAUAGUACCAUAGAUUUUAGAGAGUAUGUGAUUGGACUGACUGUUCUUUGUAGACCUGUUAAUAAUGAAGAAACAAUUCAUAUGGCUUUUAAGCUCUUUGAUACAGAUGAUGAUGAACAUAUAACAGAAGAUGAAUUCUCAUCCCUUUUGCGCUCUUCUCUGGGGAUUCCUGAUUUGGAUGUUACCAAACUGUUUCAAGACAUUGAUGUGGAUGGGUCAGGGAAAAUAACAUACGAAGAAUUUAAGGAUUUUGCUCUGAAGCACCCACAGUAUGCCAAACUAUUCACAACCUACCUUGACCUUCAGCGUUACCACGCACUGCAAACAGAACAGGAACCUGUUAUCACACUAGCAGAAAAUAAAGUUGCUCCUGAAAUUGCUAAUGAAGACAGUACUUCAGACAAGAAGGAUGACUGAAUCCUAAUUCUUCGUGUUACAUUUUAUGUAUGUAGCUUCAGUGUUAAUGGGUGUGUUUGUAUAAUCUUCACAAGCAUUUAUACUGUUUUUCUCCCUCUUCAUAAUGGGAAAACAGCCUUCUUCAAGUCAAUUUUGACAUUUUUAAAAGCCUUCAGCAUUCUAGAAGCAACAUCCAAUUAAAUUAGAGACUUAGAAAAGAACUACUUUAUCAAUUUUUUUCUGUUUUUAAAUCGAGAAUUUCAUUUCGUUUGACUAGUAAAACUGAAGAGCUUCAAGCUGUGGCAUACAUUAUGCAGAUACUGACCCACAUAGAGCACAUUGCUACACUGGGCUUUGAAGAUGCCUCAAGAUGUCUCCAUGGGCACUGUGCAAAGGCUAAACUGAGUUACUCAGUAAAUCAGAAGACAGUUUAGGAGGGUUUUCAUUUCCUUUUCUUUGCUUCACCUCUUUACAUUAGUUUAUUUGGGAAAUCACUUUUGUAAUAUAUAUUUGAUAAUUACAAGAAGCGCAUAUUUUAAUUUCAGUCAGCCACCAAAAUCUAAAGCAAAUCCAUAUAUAUCCAGUCCAAUUAUAAAUAGAAAUGUAUGCAUUUAGAAUGUAACAUACUUCAUAGUAUUAAAGUAAAAUCUAAAUAGGGCUUGAUUAAUGUAGAUUUAGAAUAAAAAUAGCAAUAAGAAUACAUAAAAGAAACAGUUAAAAAUAUGAGGGAAAGAUCUGAUUGAAAUGCAGCACUGCUGCCCUCUACUGAUUACUUGUCUUUUGACAUUUAAUUUACUGUGUAGUUACAGUAGCAAAGGAACUCCAGUAAAGAAUUUGGAAAGCAUGAACAAAACCGUAUAAUGUUUUAUUAAGCAGAAAUGACAGAAAUUUAUUAUAUGCUGUAUGAUGUACUUUUCUGAAUUUGUGUGUGUGUGUAUUACACUAUAUAUAUAUAGAUAGAGAGAGAGAGAGAGAGGAUCAAACCUCAGACGUCAGCAGCUGAGGCUUCAGCCCCUGGUUUGAUUACUUCACAGGGUGUAGAUAGCAAUAUUGCAUAGGUCAGAAUCACAAUCCGAUAUUUGGCCAGUCAAUAAACAUCCACCAUGUCCUCUCAGUUGCGAGAAGCAGAUCAUAGACAGGCUAUAUAGUACCUGCCAAAUAAUAAUAAUAUAUAUAUAUAUAUAUAUAUAUAUAUAUAUAUAUAUAUAUAUAUAUAUAUAAUUUAUUAUUUGGAGCCUAAACCAAACCUGGUAUGGUAGCCCACCUUCUUAACACAGUACACAGUAUAUAUACACAUACACACACCCCUGAAAUAGGAUAACUGUUCUCAGGAUAUAAUGAUGCAUUACACGUAUAAAAAAACUUUUUUCAAAGAUGCUGUGUGUUGAGAUGAAUUUGACCCAUUGCACCUCCCAUUGAGUACUACACACCCUCAGAAAGGUACUUUAAUUGAAUGGAUAUAGUGGCUUUAGAUAUACCCUAACUAAUGCACAGCGUAACGCACAGAAUUUAUUACAGUUAGUUUUUAAAGUAACUUAACGGAAUCUAAGCAAUGUACACAUCAAAUCCUCCUGGAGAGGAGAGCAUGCUAAUAUCAUUUGCCUUGUUUGUAUAUGAUUGCUUCUGUUGAUUAAUAAAAGAAAGUUGUAUUUUAUUUAGUGCCUUUAAUAGCUAUUAGCAUUGCAGGGCACUUUACAAAUCAAAUAAUGCAUGAGUGCAUGCACAAAAGAAUGUAUGAGUAAGGAAAUCAGUUUUUAAAGUAAUAAAUACACCACUGUUUAAAAUGUAAACAUUGUGACUUGAAAUACUUUAUCAUUAGAGCCAACUUAUGUGCCUAUGUGACAGAAUUUAUGUGCAGUCUGUAUGCAUUGUCCUCUACAAAAAGCUGGAAUAUAAAUUUUUAUUUAACAAUUUUGUAUAUGUUUAUGUAAUAAAGAGUUUUACAAAUGCAA
Molecule: messenger RNA, 3640 nt
Organism: Polypterus senegalus (gray bichir)
Lineage: Eukaryota; Metazoa; Chordata; Cladistia; Polypteriformes; Polypteridae
Gene: lpcat2
Product: lysophosphatidylcholine acyltransferase 2
Cellular component (GO): endoplasmic reticulum
Molecular function (GO): calcium ion binding; 1-acylglycerophosphocholine O-acyltransferase activity
Source: RefSeq, a predicted model, not a curated record